Molecule: messenger RNA, 11223 nt
Organism: Marmota monax (woodchuck)
Lineage: Eukaryota; Metazoa; Chordata; Mammalia; Rodentia; Sciuridae
Gene: Hivep1
Product: HIVEP zinc finger 1
Exons: 9
Coding region: 2589-10685 (2698 amino acids)
Biological process (GO): regulation of transcription by RNA polymerase II
Cellular component (GO): nucleus
Molecular function (GO): zinc ion binding; RNA polymerase II cis-regulatory region sequence-specific DNA binding; DNA-binding transcription factor activity, RNA polymerase II-specific
Source: RefSeq, a predicted model, not a curated record
CAGCCGCAGACGCAUUUUGCAAGAGGGUGCGGGGUGAGGGAGACCAGGCCUCGGCUUCCCAACCUCCUGGCUUUGUGGCUUUCUUUCCCUUUCGUUCUUUGCUCCAAGUGCCUGUUUACUCCUGGCCACCUGGGUAGUUUCUUUCCGGGUUGGAAGUGCGCGCCUGCAGCUGUUGGGCUGGGGGCUGCAGGUCGGGGCGCAGGUUGGCUCGAGCUCGCCUCGGGGUCGGGCUCGGGAAGGAGUUGCUGGCUGAAGAUGGGAGGGGGCGGCGGCGGAGCUGGCGGCGAGGAGGAGUCUCAGGGCUGCCGCGCUCGCCUCUUCUUGUCCUCCUCCUCCUGCUCUCCGCAUCCACUCCGGGUUCCUUCCUGGGCUGGCACUUCCAUCCCCCCUCCUCCUGGCAUUCGAAGCGCUUUGUUCAGUGCAGCGUUGCAGAGGGGUUUUCCCAGGCUCCGCCCUCCGCAUUCAUUCAUGUUUUUUCUCCUUGCAACUGUCUUUACGCUUUUUGAUCGUGUCCUGUUUUUGCUCCAUGUAGUAUUUAUUUUCUCCUGGUAAAGGAACGGUUUAUCACCUCUCCUAGUCGCUACACUGCUGCUGUCUUUGCAAAUAUCCACUCCCCCUAACACAAGGAUUUAAACAUGGGAUGGACAGCUAGGGACAGUGGGUAGGCAGGGAACAGGGUAGCGGAAAGCCCUUACAGAUUGGGAAUUUGCAUGUCUCACAUUUAUGGGAUCACAUGAUUGGAUUACAUCGGAGUUCACGCUUUAAAAACUUCAUAAUAUCGUGACCAUUUAGAGGCUUUAAGUUUUAACAAGGAACUGAGCUCAGCAUUCCUACAAUUAAUUAGGCUUUAAUGUAUCUAAAUUCUCUAUUGAAUCAGAUCCUUCCUGAAUCAGAGAGUGGGUGCUUCUUUAGUACACAGAGUUGAGAAACCAUAUUUUUAUAGCUCAUUUAGCCCAGUGCUAAGUGAAAUACAUAGUAUUGGCCAUCAUAUUUCAUAUUUUUCCUCAUGCAGUUAAAAAUUACGAGUAUUUUUGUACUACGCUAACAUAUAGAUGUAUCAGGAGUAAAAUAUAUAUCUUAUUAUAUAUACCCUAUUUUUAAUUCUAUCUCAUAGUUGAAACCAUAAGAUUCUAAAACCUUAUACUUAGAUACACUCUUUGCCAUCCAGGCUUUCUUAAAGAGAAUUACUAUUUCAGCAUUUUUGUGUGACAGGCAAAGCUCUAGUACUUCUAACAGGCUUCAGAAGCAGAUAAUAUUUUCUUAGUUUUACCGUGAGAAGUCUGAUCUUUGAGAGGUUAAGUACUUUGAACAAGGGCACACAAAAGGGUAAAGCCUGGCCUUGAACACAGGCUGGUUUGACAUCAGAAUAUGUAGUCAUGACUUUCUGUGCCAUGCAUCCUCUUAGGGGAGUGGGCAACCUCUGGCAGUAGCUGUUAUUUCCUAUAAUCUCCACUGAGGAAGUAGGCACUGAGAAUAACUGGGUCAUAUGAUGCCACAUUACUUAGUUGCUGAUCUUAGGUUACUUAACCUCUCCAAAACUUAGUUUUCUUCUCUAUAAAAUGGAUAAAUGAUAAUAGCUACCUUUUCACUUAUUGUUAGGAUUAAAUUAGGUAAUGUGUAGAAAAUAAGCAAUUGGUAGCUACUCCGUAGGUUUUGUUUGCUUCCUAUACAGCAACAGAUGGGACCUCAGUUUUGAACAAAGCAUUCCUGUUCCAUUCUUGCCUGUUCGCUUAGUGAGUAAACAUUGCUUCAUGUUUAGGGCCAACAUAAAAGGUUUUGCUUAUCAUUUUUAUUGCAGGAAGUUAAAACUAAAAUUUUUGCGCUGGAUCCUUGAGAAAGAGUCUUGUGGAGGAGGAGACUGAGGUGGCCGAUUUAGGAACAUAGGUGGUUAGGUUUUAGAUAGUUACCAUCUAGGCAUUCUGUAUUGCAGAUCACUCUUUAAAUAUGUAUAAAUCAGGUCAGACUAGGUUAUGCUGCAGUAACAAGUAACUCCAGAACCCCUCAGUGACUUCCAAUAACAAGGGAUUUUCUUGUUUGUGCUUUAUGAUCAUUUGAGUUAGUGGGACCUCAACUCUUUUGUUGGAUUCAUUUUCCGGAGCAGUGCAUUUUCAGAGGGGCUAAAUGAUGUGGAAGAUCUUGCUUUGGUAACUAAAGGCUUCAGUCUGGAAGUAAAAAAGAUCUCUCUUCCACUUAAGAGGUCAUUGGCUAGAUUGGUCAGAGGUUCCAGAGUAACACUGAGAGGCAGAAAGUGUCAUCCUCUCAUGAUCCUAGAAUGGGGGACUGAUACUGGGGAAUAGCCAUAAUAGUAACUUAGGCUCACUCAAUUAACUCAAAACCAGAAUGGCCAUGAUGUGGUGCUUGCUGUCCAAUAGGGCAGGUGGACUGCACACAGCGUAACCUCCGUAGCCUGAUGCUAUCCUCCAGUUGUACCUGGUGAUGCUACUUUAAAACACAAAGUGAAUUUCUUCACUCUUAUCUGAUAAAGCACGUGGAUUAAUUGAUGUACAUUGAGUUUAUGGAGCCACCUUUUUGUGACCUGCUCUUCCUUCAGUUUCUAAGAAGAAGAAGGAGCUCCUGAAUCCAAAAAGAUGCCUCGAACGAAACAGAUUCAUCCUAGAAAUCUAAGAGACAAAAUUGAAGAAGCACAAAAAGAACUUAAUGGGGCAGAAGUUUCAAAAAAAGAAAUUCUAGAAGCAGGUGUUAAAGGAUCUUCGGAAUCUCUGAAAGGUGUGAAACGGAAAAAGAUUGUUGCUGAGAAUCACCUGAAAAAAAUACCAAAAUCCCCCCUGAGGAAUCCUCUGCAGGCAAAACAUAAACAGAAUACCGAAGAUUCGUCUUUUGCAGUUCAGAGUGUGUCAGAAUCUCACAAGAAGCCGAAUUCUGUUCCUGUAAGAAAUGGGAAGCUGUUCACCAGACAGAAUGGAGAGGCGCCUGCCCUGACUGCUGAGGCCUCCAAACCCGGGGGCUCCGUCUCCCCCGAGAAGCCCUCGUUUCUGCAGCGCCCGGCGGAGCUGCGGAGAUGGAGAUCGGAAGGCGCGGACCCUGCCAAGCACAGUGUGCUGCCUGAGAACUGGGACUCGGGUUCUCUGUCCAGUAAAACCAGGACUGACAGCAGUGAAUGUAUCUCUCCUCACCGCACCACGCCCCCCGCGUACACCAACACCGCAUUUGAUGUCUUACUGAAAGCAAUGGAGCCAGAACUGAGCACCUUGUCACAAAAGGGCUCGUCUUGUGCAAUUAAGACAGAAAAACUGAGACCAAAUAAAACUGUACGAUCCCCAUCUAGAUUAAAAAACAGUUCAGCGAGUGCCCCAAAUCAGACUCCACCAGAACCCGUUGCCGAGCCGCAGCUUCCUCCCAGUACCUCAUACACAGUGCAUGUCUCUGCUCCUCAGAAGAACGAGCAAGCAGCAGUUCAGUCGGUUUCUCAUCUGGAUAAUCAGCGGGAACACUUUGUUUCCAAACCUAAUCAACACAGUCAGCAGCUCCCUGGGCACUCGGGUUUCACAGGAGCACUGACGAAUCUGCAAAGUCAGGAGAACGGCAAACAUGAACAGGUGUAUAACUCAGCAGUGACAUCAGCCACAGGUCUCAUUUCUCCUUCCAGUAGAACUCAGGUCACUCCUCCAAACCAGCAAGUGGAUUCUGCUUCACCUUUGUCAAUAAGUGCAGCCAAUUCCACACAGUUGCCCCCUGCGCCACUUUAUAAUUCAACUCACGUUGCCUCUGUUGUUAAUCAAAGCGUAGAACAAAUGUACAAUCAUCUUCUGAAAGAUCAGAAACCAAAAAAGCAAGGAAAAUAUAUUUGUGAGUAUUGCAAUAGAGCUUGUGCAAAGCCUAGUGUGCUUUUAAAGCAUAUCCGCUCCCACACAGGAGAGCGGCCCUAUCCCUGCGUGACUUGCGGAUUUUCAUUUAAGACUAAAAGCAAUCUGUAUAAGCACAAAAAAUCCCACGCACAUACUAUCAAACUGGGCCUUGUCUUGCAACCAGAUGCUGGUGGUUUGUUCUUGUCCCAGGAGUCCCCCAAAGCACUUAGUAUCCAUUCAGAUGCAGAAGACAGUGCAGAGAGUGAGGAAGAGGCUGCUGCUGAAGGAAGACAGAAUGAGCGGGGGGCCAUGGACUUGCAGCCUGUGCAGAUAAUGAAGAGGUCGUCAAAUCCUGAAGCCUUUCCAAAAUCAAGUUCCAUUCUAAGCAAUCCAGAUCAGGUGGCAGGUGACUUUUCACUACAGGACCCAUCUUCAGAAUCACAAGCUGUGACAGACUUACCAAAAGUUGUGGUCCACCCUAUCAGCGUGUCCCCAUCCAGAACCGACAGCUCGCAGGUUGUCAGUACCAAGCCCGAGCUUCCUAGUGCACACAGACAGAAGGACCUUCAGGUAACAAAGGCACUGUCACAGUCUGCCACUGUGACCUCCCUAGAGACUGAGGAGAAGUCCCGUCAGAAAGGGGACACAGGUCAGCCGGAAGGGAAACAGGACUCCCAUGGUGGAGGAGCGGCCCACGCCCAGCUGCAGAGGCAGCAGGCCACCGAUCACUCCCAAGAGCAGCAAGGAAAGCUGCUGCUAAGCCCUCGCAGUUUAGGAAGCACAGAUUCCGGCUACUUCUCACGAUCUGAAAGUGCGGAUCAAACAGUGAGCCCACCCACUCCCUUUGCCAGAACCUUCCCCACCACCGAGCAAGACUCUGCUAAGAGCAAUGGGCCCUCUGCACCAAGACUCAGUACACCAGCACCCUCCGCGCUGUCGACAGGGGAAAAGCCACCCCUCGUACCUGGUCAGAUGCGCCCUCCCUUGGCCACCAAGACCCUGGAGGAACGGAUAUCAAAGCUCAUCUCAGACAAUGAAGCCUUGGUGGACGAUAAGCAGCUGGACAGCGUGAAGCCACGGAGAACCUCUCUCUCCAGACGAGGGAGCAUCGAUUCCCCCAAAUCAUACAUAUUUAAAGAUUCUUUCCAGUUUGACCUGAAGCCAAUGGGACGGCGAACCAGCUCCAGCUCUGAUAUAGCCAAGUCCCCGUUCACCCCGACAGAGAAGUCCAAACAAGUGUUCCUCCUGUCCGUUCCUUCCCUCGACGGCUUGCCUAUCACAAGAAGCAACUCCAUGCCGACCACAGGCUACUCGGCCGUCCCUCCGAAUGUGAUCCCUCCCCCGCACCCACUGAGAGGAAGCCAGUCAUUUGAUGACAAAAUUGGUGCUUUCUACGACGACGUCUUCGUCCCGGGACCUAACUCUUCUGUGCCACCAAGUGGACAUCCUCGCACUCUCGUCAGGCAGGUAGCAGUGGAAGACUCUUCAGCCACUGAAAACCACGUUCUCGGCCCCAGCCAGUCCUUGGAUGAGGGCCACCAGGGAGGCCACGCCACCACGGAACCUGUGUCGGCCCGCGGCAAGACCUCGGCACCGGGCUCCCAUCUGGAGAAAAAGAAGUCUCAUCAGGGCCGAGGGACCAUGUUUGAGUGUGAAACCUGUAGAAACAGGUACAGGAAGCUGGAAAAUUUCGAAAACCAUAAGAAAUUCUACUGUUCAGAGUUACAUGGGCCCAAAACAAAGGUCCCUGUGCGGGAGCCCGAGCACGGCCCCCUGGGGAGCAGCGCGCAGCCGCAGGUUCUCCACUACAGGGUCGCAGGCUCCUCGGGCGUCUGGGAACAGACGCCGCAGAUAAGGAAAAGGAGGAAAAUGAAAAGUGUUGGAGACGACGAGGAGCUUCCACAGAACGAAAGCGGAACUUCCCCCCAAAGCUCCGAAGCCCUACAGUUUCAGAACGCCCUGGGCCCCGUCCCCAGCCUGUCUAAACCCUCUGUCGCCGGAUCAGGGGACCAGCAGCACCGACACGUGCAGCUGCAGAACUCCCAGGUGCAGCUCGUCACCAGGGGCCCUGAGCAGACUGUGGACCCAAAGCAACAGAUAAGUUUGGCUGCCCAGGACCGGGUGGAGGUGAAGAGACAAGGGGCCGGCAUCUCCGUCAUCCAGCACACCAACUCCCUGAGCAGACCCAGUUCCUUUGACAAAGUCGAGCCCUUCGAAGGAGCUUCCACGGUUUCUUUCCAGGAGCUGAGCAGAACUGGGAAGCCUGGGUCUCUGAAAGUAGUAGGGAUCUCCCCAGAGGACACGUCACAUCCUCACCAGCGUACGCUGUCAGAAGCUGUCAGAGGAGAGCCAUGGGAAAGUUCCAGAAAGAUGCCAGGCGAGCGGCAUGUGCUGGGACAGCCCUCGAGACUUGUCCGACAGCACAACAUCCAGGUGCCAGAAAUUCUGGUCACGGAAGAGCCAGAUCGAGACCUGGAAGCCCAAGGUCACGAUCAAGAAAAAUCUGAGAAGUUCAGCUGGCCUCAGCGUAGUGAGACCUUGUCAAAGCUGCCAACAGAGAAACUGCCACCCAAAAAGAAGAGGCUCCGUCUGGCCGAGAUCGAGCAUUCCUCUACUGAAUCGAGUUUCGACUCCACUCUCUCCCGGAGCCUGAGCAGGGAGAGCAGUUUAUCCCAUGCUUCAAGUUUCUCAGCCUCCUUAGAUAUAGAGGACAUCUCUAAGACAGAGGCUUCACCAAAAAUUGAUUUUCCAAAUAAAGCCGAGUUUCUUUUGAUUCCACCUGGCUCGAAUACGCUGAAUGUUCCCGGAAGCCACCGGGAAAUGAGGCGGGCUGCAUCUGAACAGAUCAGCUGCAUGCAGACAUCCCUGGAGGUCCCCAGCUUCAGAAGUAAGUCAUUCGACUGUGGCAGCAUCACACCAACCCAGAUGACACCGCUUGCUGAGUCACAGCCUUCGACCCCCACCUCUGGCACUGGGGUCACCGGACACGUGCCUCUCUUAGAAAGAAGGAGAGGCCCACUGAUCCGGCAGAUAUCUUUAAACAUAGCUCCAGAGAGUCUUGUGCCUCCAGUGAACCCACCAUCUUUCCAAAAUACUGCUCUGCCCAGCGUGAGUGCAGGGCCAUUUCAGGGUCCUCCGCUCCCUAAUACACCUUUGGGUGAGUUUUCAACAAACACUUUGCACUCCCAGACGCAAGCUAAGGAUCUGCGGACAGAAGCGCCAAGCUCCAGCUCUGCUAACAUCUUUCCUGUCCAACAGCUUUUUGGUGUCAACUUAUUGAACCAAACCCAUACACCCCUUGGCCAGCAGAACGCACAGCUGCCUCUGCCGGGGUCUGAGCAGGGUGACACACCAGGUGCUCAAUCCACUCUAUGUGUGUCUUCUCAAAGCAAGGAUUGCUUUGCUCCCAAGUACCAGUUGCAGUGCCAGGUUUUCACCUCAAGCCAGUCUUGCUCCUCUAAUCCCGCACAUCCUUCACCGAAUCAAGUUCUUUCAGAUCCAGACAGAGCAGAUAGUUGUGCAGCUUCAGUGGCAUUGCCAAUCAAAUUAGUGGAUCCCCUGUGUGAUUCAUGUCCUCUGCCACUGCCGGAGCUCGGGCCACCGGGCAGGCAGGUGCACAACGUGCCAUCCUCAUUCAUGCUGCCCGUGCAUCUGCAGAGUAAUGUUCCCACAUACUGUUUUGCCACUGUGAUAUCUCUGCCACAGAUCCUAGUGACCCAAGAUCUGUGCAGCACGCCAGUUUGCCAGGCUAAUCAAACGAUAGUGCCAAUCAGUGAAGAACAGAAUUCUGUGCCACAGUCACAGAAAGCUCACCAGAAUGCUUUGCCAAAUCCAGAGAAAGAGCUUGUUUGCAAAAAUAUUUUUUCAGAGUUCAGCCAAAAUUCUCACUCUGAAUCCUUGCCGGUCACUCAGAAAAUGUCUGUUGGUAGACUUUCCCCCCAACAAGAAUCUUCAGCUUCUAGUAAAAGGAUGCUCUCCCCAGCAAAUAGUUUAGACAUCGCCAUGGAAAAGCACCAAAAACGGGCUAAAGAUGAAAAUGGAGUUGCUUGUGCCACAGAUGUUAGGUCCAUAGAGCCAUUAAGUUCAAGAGCAAAUGAGGUUAAUAAGCAGAAAAAACCAGUUUUGGUGAGGCAGGUUUGCACUACAGAGCCCCUUGAAGGUGGGAUAUUGGAACAGGAAGCUUUUUCUAAGCCUGAAACUGGUAGUGAGGCUGUUAAUUUGCCAGAUGUUUUACCAGCUGAUCAUUUGUCAUCAGGACAGUCUAAGUUGGUAGUCACAGAACCUAUCAGUGAAUUACAAGAAUUUGAAAACAUCAAGUCAUCUGCAUCAUUAACUCUCACAGUCCAGAAGUCACCUGUCACUUCAGAAAACAACCUCGUUUCCCCUCUGAAAUCUGCAAACAGUAACCAGGAAGGGGAGUCUCCAGGGGCGAAGAGCCAAGGGAACAAAGCCAGUGCACAAGGGCAGGGUCAGCCGCCAGCCGCCACCCUUCCACUGUUGGGCCCUGCGGAUGCACAGCAGCCCUCUUUCCCCAGCCUCAAGACUGCCACCAGCUUCACAUGGUGUUACCUGUUAAGACAGAAGUCACUGCCUUUGCCACAGAGUGACCAGAAAACGUCAGCCUACACCGAGUGGACAGUAAGCAACAGUGACCCAAAUCCACUUGGUUUGCCUACGAAAGUUGCGCUUUCUCUCCUUAACUCAAAGCAGAAGACUGGAAAAUCACUGUAUUGCCAAGCAAUAACCACCCAUUCCAAAUCAGAUUUGUUGGUCUAUUCAAGCAAGUGGAAAAGCAACCUAAGCAAGAGAGCAUUAGGUAAUCAAAAGUCCACAGUAGUUGAAUUCAGCAAUAAAGAUGCCUCUGAAAUUAACAGUGAGCAAGAUAAAGAAAAUUCCUUAAUCAAAAGUGAACCAAGAAGAAUUAAAAUAUUUGAUGGAGGGUACAAAUCAAAUGAAGAGUAUGUGUAUGUCCGGGGCAGGGGAAGAGGAAAGUACAUUUGUGAAGAAUGUGGAAUUCGUUGUAAGAAACCUAGUAUGUUAAAGAAACACAUACGAACCCACACCGACGUCCGCCCCUACCACUGCUCUUACUGUAACUUCUCCUUUAAGACAAAAGGAAAUCUGACAAAGCACAUGAAGUCCAAGGCUCACAGCAAGAAAUGUGUGGAUUUAGGCGUCUCAGUAGGUUUAAUAGAUGAACAAGAUACAGAAGAAUCAGAUGAGAAGCAGAGAUUCAGCUACGAGAGGUCUGGCUGUGACCUUGAGGACUCUGACGGCCCUGAGGAAGAUGACAACGAAAAUGAAGAGGACGAUGAAGACAGCCAGGCCGAGUCGGGCCUGUCCGCGGCUCCCUCUGUCACCGCCAGCCCGCAGCAUCUUCCCGCUAGAAGUGGCCUGCAGGACUCCGCAAGCGCUGACGAGGAGGUCAGGACGCCCGAGUGCUGCCCAGGGGCACAUGCAGACCCAAUGGAUGUGCUGCCUAGAGCGCUGCUCACCAAGAUGACCGUGCUGAGCGCCAUGCAGUCCGACCGCAACCAGAGGACACACUCUCCGGCCAAGCCCGCGCAGCAGGCCGCCAAGCAUGAAGGCCAGACAGGUCCUCCCGUCGAGCCUUCCAGGUCAGCUGAGGCUGCAGCCAGGUCCCCCUGCCGUCAGAUGUCUGUGGACUACCCUGAAUCAGAAGCCCUGCAAAACUCUCUGACAGGAAGGACUGUCGCAGUGACACAGGACACGUCAUCUGCCAGACUCCCUUCUGCUGCAGUGGAGCUCAGUGCUCAGCCUGCACCAGGGGCUCCUACCGUGGCUGCUCACGAACAAAAGUCACCACCACAAGUCGCCCUCCCCGCGCCACCAGGCCUGCCUUCCGCCCACACGCACUUGUUUAGCCACCUCCCCCUGCAUUCCCAGCAGCCGUCCAGGACACCCUACAACGUGGUGCCAGUGGGGGGCAUCCACGUGGUGCCCGCCGGCCUCACUUACUCCACGUUUGUGCCCAUUCAGGCUGGGCCAGUGCAGCUCACAAUUCCUGCUGUCAGUGUCAUUCACAGAACCGUGGGCACCCCUGGGGACACGGGCACAGAAGUUCCCAGCACUACAAAUCCCGCGGGGGUGGCGGAGCUGAGCGGCGUCGUGCCGUGCAUUCCCAUCGGCCAGAUCCGCGUGCCCGGCCUGCAGAACCUGAGCGCCCCGGGCCUGCCGUCCCUCACGUCGCUGAGCAUGGAGACCGUGAACAUCGUGGGCCUGGCCAACGCCAGCAUCGCCCCGCAGGCGCACCCCCCGGGGCUGGCGCUCAACGCCGUGGGCCUGCAGGUCCUGGCCGGGACGCCCUCGUCGCAGAGCAGCCCCGCCCCGCAGGCGCACCUCCCCGGCCUCCAGAUCCUCAACAUCGCCCUGCCCACGCUCAUUCCCUCCGUCGGCCAGGUGGCCCCCGACGGCCCGGCCUCCCAGAGCAAAGCGUGUGAGCCGCUAGCCAAGCAGACUUCGGCGGCCAGCGCUCAGCAGGUCAGCAGGACCGAGUCUCCUCAGGGGUCACCUCAAGUCCAGCCGGAAAAUGCAAAAAACAGGCCGGGUCCACCCGCCCCCGCAGGUGACCGCGCGAGGCUCGAUGGCUCAGGUGCCCUGGACCCCGAGAAGGCCGCCUCAGCGAGUCAGGGCAGACCCAGGCCUGAGCCGAGCCGCGGGCAGGGCCAGGCGGCCACCGCAGAGCCCCUGCGGAGGGUGCGGGCGGAAGCCGUGGGCAAGCCGGCCGGCCCGCAGAUGGACAGACCCACGGACAGACCGGCGUCCAGGCCCGCAGCUCCGCCCCAAAGGCAGCCCCCCGUGCAGUUCAGCGACGGGAGCAGCGACGAGGACGAGGACAGGCUUGUGAUAGCAACCUAGUGGUUUAGUUUUUAUUAUUUUUUUAAAUAACACUUAAAGGUUUCUUUGAAAACCCUCUUUUCCUUAAAGCACAUUUUUCUGACAUAAACUCAUGACUAAUCUUUGUGCAAUCAUGAACUUUUGACCAAUAAUUGUUGUUUUGUGUCAGCUCCAGCCAUUUUUGUACAUGUUGUAUAGACAAUUGUGCCUUUUAGAAGUUUUAUGUUUAGAAACUGUACAGAUUGUUGAAUCUCUCUCUCUAUAAAAAUAUGUUAUAUAUGUAUAUGAAAAAAACCAGGUAGUUAUUUGUGUUUAGUAAGAAGAACCCAUCAAAUAAAUCAGAUGAUUAAAUUAUAUGUUUGCACUGUUGAAUAUAAAUUUUUAUGGCCGUGGGGCAGUUUCUGUGUAUAAAUUAGUAUGUGAACUCCAUAUUUAUUGUAUUCAUAAUAGUCUUUGAAAAUGGAUCUGUCCUCCUCCUUGUGUACGACAAUAACUUUACACUUCAGACAGGUUUUCUGUGUUAUGAACUGUUUCAGUAAAACAUUGUUUACUGACUUUA